ACUCGGAUGACAUUGACAGAUAACAAUUUUAUUAAACCUCGUGUAAGUUGUAGGAUUUCCGCUAAUUUUUUAGGAACAAAAUCCAAAAAAUAUAUAGAGAUAACUUAAAUAAAUAUGGCGCAAAGUAAGUUAAACGAUCUGGCCGGAAAAUUCGGUAAGGGUGGUCCACCCGGAUUAGGAUUAGGAAUGAAACUAUUGACUAUCGGAGGUCUUGCGGCUUACGGAGUUUCUCAAUCUAUGUACACAGUGGAAGGUGGUCACCGAGCUAUUAUAUUUAAUAGAAUUGGAGGUAUUCAAAAAGACAUUUACACAGAGGGACUGCAUUUUCGUAUACCGUGGUUUGAAUAUCCUAUAAUUUUUGAUAUCAGAUCUAGACCUAGAAAGAUUUCUUCCCCAACUGGUUCUAAAGAUCUUCAAAUGGUUAACAUUUCUUUGAGAGUAUUGUCUAGACCAAACGCUAGCCAACUUCCAUUUGUAUACAGGCAGCUUGGUUUAGACUAUGAUGAGAAAGUGCUUCCAUCUAUUUGCAAUGAAGUCCUAAAAUCAGUUGUUGCCAAGUUCAAUGCCGCCCAACUAAUUACUCAAAGACAGCAAGUUUCUCUUUUAGUGCGAAGAGAGUUAGUUGAAAGAGCGCAGGAUUUCAAUAUAAUUUUAGAUGAUGUUUCUAUCACAGAAUUGUCGUUUGGCAAAGAAUACACAGCAGCUGUUGAAGCUAAACAAGUAGCUCAACAAGAGGCACAGAGAGCUGCAUUUGUGGUAGAAAGAGCUAAACAAGAAAGACAGCAGAAAAUUGUACAAGCUGAAGGUGAAGCUGAAGCCGCACAAAUGUUAGGUCAAGCAAUCUCACAAAAUCCUGGUUAUCUGAAACUCAGAAAAAUUAGAGCUGCUCAAAAUAUUUCAAGGACUAUUGCUAAUUCUCAAAAUAAAGUAUAUUUGAGUGGUAACAGUCUUAUGCUGAACAUUUCUGAUAAAGAAUUUGAUGAUCAGAGUAACAAAUUGAAAAGUGGUUAUGGGCCUAGGGAUUUUGAUGCAAUGUUGGAUAGUAAGCGAGAUAAAUUGUCUAUAUUGACGCUAUCUCGUUUUGCAGCUGAGAGGAUUUCGCCAAAAAAUUACACCUAAGCAUAUAGUUUUUUACUACUUUAUAUACUCUCCAGCAUUUAUUUCAGUAAUUUUUGUUAAUGAAGCACUUAAUAGAAUAGAAUUUAAUGUUAUUAAAAUAUUUUUAUACAGUUU
Messenger RNA from Sitophilus oryzae (rice weevil), 1233 nucleotides. Its product is annotated as prohibitin-2. The record is from RefSeq and is a predicted model, not a curated record. Lineage: Eukaryota; Metazoa; Arthropoda; Insecta; Coleoptera; Curculionidae. The transcript is spliced from 6 exons. Gene Ontology annotation, biological process: mitochondrion organization. Gene Ontology annotation, cellular component: membrane; mitochondrion. Bases 115 to 1119 code for a protein of 334 amino acids.